AUGUCGGACGACAAGGAGAUCGCCAAACCACAGGAGAGGCUGAUCGGGCUCACGAGACUCGCGGAACUCGAGAUGCGCACCCACAUCGACCUUGAUCAUGAAGCUAACCACCUGCCAGACUACACCCUCAACAACCCUGAUACUUUGACCAAGUACAAGACCGCCGCUCAGAUCUCUGAGAAGGUCCUGGCUGCCGUCGCCGAGCUCUGCGUUCCUGGCGAGAAGAUUGUCACCAUCUGCGAGAAGGGUGACAAGCUCAUCGAGGAGGAGCUUGCCAAGGUCUACCGCGGAAAGAAGGUCAACAAGGGCUUCUCUCACCCUACCACGGUCUCCCCGGCCUCCUUCGUCACUCCUUACACCCCUCUGACCUCCGAUGAGGCCGAGGCCAACGUUGAGAUCCAGGCUGGCGAGCCCAUCAAGAUCCAGCUUGGUGCCCAGAUUGACGGCUUCGGCUCCAUUGUUUGCGACACCAUCAUCGCUGCUCCCAAGGAGAAGGCCGGCGAGGAGAUCACUGGCCGCUCUGCCGACCUGAUCCUUGCCAACUACUACGCCAAUGAGCUUCUUCUCCGCUUGAUGCUUCCCCCCGGCCUGCUGGCUUCCGGCACCGACGAGGAGAAGGCUAAGGCUGCCGCAGCCAAGGCCCCUACCCAGGCUAAGAUCACCAGCCUUCUCGAGAAGGUUGUCAAGAGCUUCGACUGCAACCUCGUUGAGAGCACCACGUCAUGGUUGUUCGAGCGCAACGAGAUUGAGGGCAAGAAGAAGAUUGUCCUUGCUCCCUCCGAGGGCAGCAAGGGCGACGGCGUUCCCGAGAUCGGUGAGGUCUGGGGCGUUGAGAUGGGCGUGAGCUUGGGUGCCGGCAAGGUCAAGACCCUCGACCAGAGAACUACUCUGCACCGCCGCACUCUCAACACCUACGGUCUCAAGCGCCCGACUUCCCGCAAGAUCCUCUCCGAGGUCCAGAAGAAGUUCGGAACUUUCCCCUUCAGCUUGCGCCAGCUCGAAGAUGAGCGUGAUGCCAAGUCUGGUGUCGUCGAGUGCGUCCGUGGUAACGUCUUCCGUGCGUACGAGGUCGUUGGUGACAAGGAUAACUCCCCCGUUGCUCGCUACCUGACCACCAUUGCCAUCACCAAGAACGGCAUCACCAAGCUUGGUGCGCCUCCCGCUCUUGACCUCAGCAAGGUCAAGUCGGACAAGAAGAUUGAGGACGAGGAGAUUCUCAAGAUUCUGGAGCAGCCCCUCGCCAGAAAUACUGGUAGCAAGAGCAAGAACAAGAAGAAGAAGAAGAAGCCCGCCAAGAAGGCUGCUGCUGGCGAGGAGGAGGAGAGCGACGAAGAGUAG
Molecule: messenger RNA, 1338 nt
Organism: Colletotrichum truncatum
Lineage: Eukaryota; Fungi; Ascomycota; Sordariomycetes; Glomerellales; Glomerellaceae
Source: RefSeq, a predicted model, not a curated record